UAUUAGAGACAGAUUCAACAUGCACCAGAAUGUCACAAUUUGAGUCGGAAAACUUUUCGGCUUCUUGUCCAUCUUCUCAAAUAUCAUCUUGGAGUAUAGAAAAUUGCGAACAAAGCCGCUCCCUUAGUGACAUUAAUAGAGCAUUUGACAUCAUUGGUAAUGGAAAAAUAAGUCCUAUCAAGUUCCAAAUUAGAAAGGAUGUAGAGGAUCUUAAACCACGAACACUGCGGACCUUAAAAAGGAAAGCCCAGGCAACUAUUCAUGAGGCUCUUGAUUGCCUUGCUCCAUUGCAAGGGAAAAAAGUGUUGCAAUUGAUAGAAAAUGAAGUGAGUUCUGUUCCAUCUCCAAAGGCUGAUGAACUUAUUCUCCAUCUGUACAAGGAGUCAACAGACAGAAAUGUCAAGAAGCAGCUUCUUUCUAUGAUUUGCUUUGACUUCAGUAAACAGAAGCUCAGAGACCUGGUUCCUGGCUUGAGUACAUAUGCUAUUGACCAAGCUCGAACACAUGCAAAAUCUCAUGGAAAAGGUGCUGUACCUCCAGAAAAAGAUAAACUAAUUCGUCAAAGAAUUGAUAAAGAGAAACUGGAACAUGCUCUUGAUUUCUUUUUGAGUCCAGCUUUUCACCAGGUGACUGCAUUUGGUACAAAGGAUAUGUGUUUGCAGAGUGGGGAAGUCAUGACUGUUCCUGAAGUUGUAAGGACAGCUUGUCACUCAACUCUGGUAAAUAUAUACCAGUCUUUCUGUCAAGAAACAGAGUAUAGUCCACUGUCCCGAGCUACCCUGUUUAGAAUUCUCAGAGCUUGCCCAGCAUCGAAACGUACAAAUCUUAAGGGUUUGGAUAAUGUUGCAGCAGAUGGUGCUGUAGGGUUUGACACACUUCUUGAAACACUAACCAGCAUGGAGACAUAUAUCACUAAUAGUGACAAGAGUACAUCCCUGAAAGAGUGUAGAGAAAACUUGCUGGCAGCAAAACUGUACAUGAAAACUGACUAUAAGGCUCAUCUUAAACAGAAAGACUCUUGUGCUGAUCACUGUAUCAACUUUGCUCUAAGUGAUCCCAAAGACCAAAAUUAUCAGCAGAUGUGUUCGGACCACACCCACAACUUAAAAUGCGACAGAUGUGCCAUAUUGCCAGAUACCUUUACAGAAAUUAAAAAACAUAUGGAAAUUUUGCAAGGUGCAAUUCCAACGGACAUAUAUACAGAUAUGUAUGCAGACCUUGAUUGUGCCUUUGGAAAGAUCAUGGACUGGAAAAGACACAUAUUAAGAACAGUUAACCAGGACAGAGGGAGAAGUGAACUCUUAAAAGGUCUUUUGCCAGAACAAGCCGUAAUCGUGAUGGACUGGGCCAUGAAGUUUCUCCCUAUGGCUUACAGGGAGAAACAGAGUGACUGGUUCGGGCAGAAGGGGGUCAACUGGCAUGUGUCUGUCUGUAUUCACAAGUCAGAGAAUAAUGAGUUAAAGCACAGGACCUUUGCUCAUUGCCUUGAGGCUACCAAACAGGACUGGAAUGCUGUGUCUCUUCUCCUGGAACACACCCUUUUGACCAUUAAAAGUCAGUUGCCCCAGAUCACCGAAGUGUUUCUGCGCAGUGACAAUGCUGGCUGCUACCAUUGUAGCAACCUUUGGCUCUCCAUCCCAUUCAUCAGCCAAAGAACAGGAAUUUCCAUAAGAAGAUAUGACUUCAGUGAGGCACAGAGUGGGAAGUCCUAUUGCGAUGCCAAGAUCGCACAUAUGAGGGCCAAGAUCAGGAAGACUGUAAUAGAGGGAAAUGACGUGCUGUGUGCUGCGGACAUGAAAUCUGCAAUUGAUAGGUAUGGUGGUGUGACUGGAUGCCAAGCAGCUCACAUUGAGAUCAACAGUUUCCCAACAGAUUCUUCAACAGGGCUUAUUAAAGGGAUAUCAAAGAUUUCAAAUGUUGAAUUUCAAGAUGAUGGAUGUAUGAAAGUUUGGAGAGCCUAUGACAUUGGAAAAGGGAAAGAUAUGGCUAUUCAAGGAGAGCUUAAAAAUCAAGAGAGGACAGUGAAUGUUAUCGCAGACUUCACACCGCCUACAAAGGUUGAAGGCUCAAUAAAGCAAAGAAACUCUGAGGACAGUAUAGGAUGCCCUGAUGGGUGUUCUGACACAUUUCCAUCCUUCACAGCCAUGCAUGACCACUGCUUGUUAGGAGAACAUCACUAUGACCUCCAGCAGCUGAGCACGUAUGAUAAAGUCAAGCUAAAAUGGUAUGACAUAUGUGUUAAUUUAUCAGAGAGCCUACAGUGUAAUAGUACACUGCUGGAUCCCAACAGUGAACUCUUAGCUGAAUCUAAUGAAAUUCAGGGGUGGGCUUUGAAGAAGGAAAAGAAACACGUUAGAUUUUCUGAGAAAGUUAAAACAUACCUUAGAUGCAUAUUUGCCGAAGGUGACAAGAAUGGUCAGAGGAUGAACUCACUUGCUGUUGCAAAAAACAUGAGAGUAGUGCAAGAAAAUGGCAAAAAAUUAUUUAAUCAUGAAGAUUAUUUGGAUUCAAGCCAAAUCAAUUCCUUUUUCUCACGGUUAGCUGCAGAGAAAAAAAUCCCACCAAAGUGUACUGAUGAUUUAGAUAGUACAAUGUUUCUGGUUGAGAAAAUUGAGGCCUUAGAUGAGGUUGCAUCCUUGUUUACUGAUUUAUAGAAUGAUCAUGUCCAUGUAGAUUUUUAUGCUUUAUGUACAUGUAUAUCAGAUUAAUUAUUAGAAUUACAGAGGUUGUAUAUAAAUCCUGAUAAUUUUCUUAUA
Messenger RNA from Saccostrea cuccullata (small rock oyster), 2756 nucleotides. RefSeq lists its product as uncharacterized. NCBI's taxonomy places the organism in Eukaryota, Metazoa, Mollusca, Bivalvia, Ostreida, Ostreidae. The transcript is spliced from 9 exons. The record is from RefSeq and is a predicted model, not a curated record. The coding region runs from base 30 to 2654 and encodes 874 amino acids.